AUGUCUGGCCUCGAGGCUAUCGCAAUCUUGGGAUUCGCCCUCCAGGUCGUCGACACUACCGUCAGGGUCAUUGAUCUGUGGAAGGCGACAAAUGAAGUCGGACAAGAAGUCAUCAUAAUAAAAGCCAGACUCGACAUGAUUCGCGCCCGUCUCAAGACCUGGGCACUCGGAUGGGGGCGAUUGAAGGAGGAGGACCUUAAGAAGACUCCACGAUUCAAUGAAUUCGGAAUUCUGGCUCUGAGAUAUGUCUUGAUAAUCCAGUAUCGGCUCACGGCACUAGAGGAUUUCGACAAAAAGUAUCCCUCGUUGUUUCGAAAUGAUCGUGUUUUAGAGGGUCAACCUCGCUCGGCUGACCGCGGCCUUCAACUCGCUCUUAUUGCUCAAACGGAUAAGCCAAAUGCUAAAGAUCUGGAGUCGCUUCAGAAGGAAGUAGCAUCUAUAAACCAUGCCAACAUAAUUCAGCGGUGGAGGUGGGCGCGGAAGGGAGGAGAGGGUCUGAAGAUGACGGAUCAAAUUGCCGUACUAGUUGGCGAGCUCGAAGAUUUCUUCGUACCCCCGACUAGCGACCAGAUCGGGGCAGUUGACGUUGAUCCGAAACUUCCACUGAUUGAAGAGGAUAAAGCUUUUAAAGUAGUGCAGGGCCUCGCCACCUUCAAGGAAGCCGCAGAAGAGAUGACAAACCGAACGGACACCAUGCACCAGCGAGAGUUACUACGAAGCCAUCGAGGUAUCAAAAACGAAAAGAAACUAGGCAGAACAACUGAACACUCCACGAAGCGCAGUCUUGCCAAUUUCAAGUCUCGCAACAUCAACAUCACACCUGUGAUGAUCGAGUGGAUCACCGUACCAAGCAGUUUAUCUGCUGAAAUGAAGGAGGCUUCCCAGAACCAGAUACACGACCUCGCUUUACUGCUACACUCAGAAAAGAAGCCCCAAGAGUUCAGGACUCUGGAAUGCAUAGCCAUGGUCGAUAUGCCAGUCGCAGAAGAAGAGGACGCGCGAUAUGGUUUGGUCUUCAAACUUGAGGAGGGGCAGCAGGUUUUCACCCUUCUAGAGUUGCUGAGCAGGGAAGGUUCUACGCCUAAAUCUCUCACGGAGCGGCUGAAGCUUGUUAAGCUGCUUUCCAAAACACUACUGUUUCUUCAUUUAGGAUCGUGGCUGCACAAAGGUAUACGGAGCGACAAUGUCCUCUUUCUGAGUAGCGACGUAUCGAGUGUCGAUCUUGGCGCGGCAUACAUCGGUGGUUUCGACUACAGUAGGCUCUUCCGCGAAACUAGACUAACUCAAAAUGUUGGAGACAAUCGAUAUCAGAACCUGUACCGUCACCCAGACCACCAAGGCCUUCCAGUCCAGGAGAAUGGCGAGUCAGCUGACAGACCGCCUUUCUCAUGCAAGGCCGACCUGUACAGUCUUGGUGUUGUACUCGUGGAGAUUGGUUUAUGGUCGCCGAUUAUCAAGCUUUUAGACGCUCGGGGGACUCAAGACGAAGACAAAAGUGUGCGGGAGGCAAUACUUGAUAUGAUUCCUGAAGUCAGAAUGAGGAUGGGUGAUGCCUUUGCCGAUGCAGCGUCAGCGUGCUUGAGGAGUGAGUUUCAAACGGGCGAGCCUGGACAGCCAGAGAGUAUUCGGGAGGCUUUUUAUCAAUCUGUAGUGAGACUGUUGGAGCGUUGCUACCUAUGA
Messenger RNA from Fusarium tjaetaba, 1680 nucleotides. RefSeq names its product kinase catalytic domain protein. The transcript has a single exon. The record is from RefSeq and is a predicted model, not a curated record. Gene Ontology annotation, biological process: protein phosphorylation. Bases 1 to 1680 code for a protein of 559 amino acids. Gene Ontology annotation, molecular function: ATP binding; protein kinase activity. Lineage: Eukaryota; Fungi; Ascomycota; Sordariomycetes; Hypocreales; Nectriaceae.